UUUUACAAAACCCGGAAGCGACAGAGGAAGGUUAGAGUCGGCUGAAUUUGUGUUUGUUUUUAGGAUUCAAAGUUAUGAUUUAGAGCUGUUAAAUGCUUAGACAUAUGUUUAUGUAUAUCGACAUUGUUAACUACUGUUCAGUUGGUGUUUCAGAAUGAUACAGACUUUGAAAGGUAUGAGACACUUAAUGACAUCGUCUACAAUGAAACAUGCAGUUUCAGAGUUCAACAUGCCCGUGCCAUGGGGAGAAAUCAAAGGCAAGGUCUGGGGUCCUGACCAUGGCUGUCCUGUACUUUGCCUGCACGGGUGGGCUGACAACUGUGGAACAUUCAACACCCUUGUACCCUUACUGCCACAAGACUUCCGGUAUGUAGCCGUAGACAUGGCUGGCCACGGCCUCUCCUCCCAUCGUCCUCCUGGGGUCUUUUAUUCCUUUCCCUCGUACGUGGCGGACGUUCGACGAGUUGUUGACGCUCUCCAGUGGAAGAAGUUCUCCAUCAUAGGGCACAGCAUGGGAGGCAAUAUAGCAGGAAUGUUCAGUGCCUUGUAUCCAGAGAUGGUGGAGUCGGUAGUGCUGCUAGACUCUUAUGGAUUCUUACCCACAGAUCCGGAAGAAAUUGCGCGGGUGAUGAGACAGGGCUUUGAUGAAAUGCUCCAGUUUGAUAAAAAGAGAGAGGAGAUGAAGGAGAGGUUGUACACCCAUGAGAAAGCCGUGCAGAGACUCAUGGCUGCAAACCCCAAUCUGUCCGAGCAGUCUGCUUGCAUUCUUUUAGAACGAGGCCUCGCUGAGGUGGAAGGGGGAGUGGUUUUUACCCGUGACGUUCGGAUCAAUAUGAAAAACAUCGAACGAGUCAGUAUGGAACAGUGUCUAGAGUUGAAGUCACUGAUACAAGCUAAAGUACUAGUUGUACUAGCUGACGAGGGCUUUGAGAAGUUCUUUUCGGAACCCGAUCAGAAGAAAUUUACCUCUGCUCUUAUUCAAGGCUACAAGGAUCACAAAGGCAUCGUGAUGACAGUCCCCGGAGAUCACCAUGUCCACCUGAACAGUCCUGAGAGAGUGGCCACAUUCGUCGCUGAUUUCCUCCAGUCCAACUCUACCUCAUACGUCUCUGGAGAGGAAGUCGCCAAGUUAUAACAGACACAAACACUUUACCAGCACACUCUCUUACACAGUUUAGCCAGUGAAGCCCAGCCCUUUGUAAGUGACGUCGAUGUCAGCGAUGACCACGGCCAUCACCCUCCUCAAGGUGUCCUGCCCAGCCGCAUCCAGCCCGGCCUUUUCCCCCAUGACCUUGGCGAUGACCUCAGUGAUAAGCUAGUAUGAAAACAGACCAAAUAUUUCUCCUCAAUAUUUCUUAUUGAGGAGAAAUGGAAAAAUUUACAGAAAUAAUUGACUGCAUAAUGGUAACGUGAUUAUGGUUACUGUAUGGUGUGAAUGGGUAUAUGAAUAAAAUA
Hypomesus transpacificus is the source of this 1455-nucleotide messenger RNA. Its product is annotated as serine hydrolase-like protein. The record is from RefSeq and is a predicted model, not a curated record. The transcript has 13 exons. NCBI's taxonomy places the organism in Eukaryota, Metazoa, Chordata, Actinopteri, Osmeriformes, Osmeridae. The coding region runs from base 155 to 1135 and encodes 326 amino acids.